This is a messenger RNA of Anopheles maculipalpis, 1476 nucleotides long. RefSeq names its product Golgi resident protein GCP60. The transcript has 6 exons. Gene Ontology annotation, cellular component: Golgi membrane. The record is from RefSeq and is a predicted model, not a curated record. The coding region runs from base 34 to 1470 and encodes 478 amino acids. Gene Ontology annotation, molecular function: fatty-acyl-CoA binding. NCBI's taxonomy places the organism in Eukaryota, Metazoa, Arthropoda, Insecta, Diptera, Culicidae.
CAGCAGCAGUAGCAACACUAAAGAACGAAAACAAUGAUAGCGGCCGAAAAUUUGGAUCUUUCCUUCAAAGAGCUUUCUCUGGACGGGGGCACAACGAUGGCCAGUGAGGAGAGUAACAAAAUUCUCAAAUGGAAUCUACCGCUGAAGGAGCUGUACAAGCUGGCGUGCAGUUUUUACAAAGAAAAAUCUGGCAAAGCGAUCCAUCUAAGCUACGAGGACAAUUUGAAGCUGGUGGCUUUUACACAGCAAGCAGCGCACGGCCCACUAGAUCUAUCGCAGGCACCACCCCUAGGAAUGUUUGAUGUGAUCGGGAAAGAUCGUAGAAUAGCAUGGCAACAGCUGGGCACAAUCACAAAGCUCCAAGCGAUGGAAGGUUUCAUCGAUCUUCUGGAUCGGCUCUGUCCGUUGUUUAAACCGUACGUGGAAGCGAUCAAAAAGGACAAGGAAGAGAAAGCACGCCGUGCGGAACAGGAACAGAUUCAACGCACCGAAGCACUCGCCGCCGAAAAGGAACGCCAGGAGGAGCUGCAACGGCUUGAAAAUGAAAAGAACCGCGAGGAACUGCACCGACGACAGUUACAGGAUGCGCUGAACCAGCAAACGUACCACCAGUUUAAGGAGUACGCAGAGAUCCAAUUCCCGGGCAAUCCGGAACAGCAGGCGGUGCUUAUUCGGCAGCUCCAAAACGAACACUACCACCAGUACAUGCAGCAGUUGCAGGCCCAGGUUGCCACCAAUUUGGCCCGGCUGAAAAGCAUAUCGGACGGCGAGGAUGAUGAUAGUAAUCCGACGGCCGUAGUGUGCGAGAAUGGAACCGUACACGGUGGUGCUGCUACUGAGACGGGUGAAUUUGCUUGCGCGAACGUGAAGGAAAAUAGUCAAUUCGAGUUUAAGGAACAGUGUGACAGUGACAAUGACUCCGGAGAUUACGCAGUAAUCAGCCCUGCAAACAUGUGGACCAAACCGGAUAUAAAACUAUUCAAGCAGGAAGUGAUGGCCGGCAAAGGCGAUGGAGUGAUACGCGUUAACCAUGGCGAUACAGUGACGGUGAAAGUUCCAACGCACGAAGGUGGUUCGUGUUUGUUCUGGGAGUUUGCAACGGACAGUUACGAUAUUGGCUUUGGCGUUUACUUCGAGUGGGGCAAACCGCCGACGACGGAAGUGUCGGUGCAUAUAAGCGAAAGCGACGAGGACGAUGAUACGAUAGAGGAAGAUGAAGAAGUGAUCUGUGCGGAAGACCUAGAAUGUGGCACAGUACAGACCAACCAAACCAGUGGAACCGGCAGUGCGCUCGGUUCACGCAAUCCCAUCUCGAUCAUCAUACCGAUCUACAGGCGCGAAUGUCACCAGGAAGUGUACGCCGGCUCGCAUACCUACCCAGGCGAAGGCACGUACUUGCUCAAGUUUGACAACUCGUACAGCUUGUGGCGUCCGAAGACGCUGUACUACAAGGUUUUCUACACGCGAUAAUCGGUA